AUGAAGUACACACCUGCCGUUUCGGCCCUGGUGGCCCUCGCCCCUCUCGUCGGAGCAACAGACUAUACGGAGCCGAUGGCCAAGCAGUCUAGCUUCCAGGCCUUCAACCUGUGCGUAAACGUUCUGGGCGACCAGAACAGCGGCCCCAGGUUCGACCCGCCCAUCCAGGAUGCAUACGUCAACAGCCUCCACGUCGGUGCCGGCCUGGCCCUAGCCCAGGUCACCCUCGACAUCGGCCGCGUCUUCUACCAGAACGGCACGGCUGCCAACGCGGCUGCCACCUCCAUCAUCACCGACGGCGGCACGCCUCCCUUCCCUGAGGGCCUGACCGUCGUUCCCGACGACCCAGCCCAGCCGGCCCUGGCGACUGUCCACAUCGACAGCGGCGCCGGCACCCCAGGGCUCAACAUCAGCCCCCGUCCCGGCCCGGAGCUGCGCACCUCCAACACCACGGAUAGCGGGCAGUUCCUGGCUUGCCACGAGCCUAUCCCCUAUUAUAGCGGCGCCGUCUUCACCGUCAUCAAGCAUCUCACUCCGGCGACAGCCCCGGUCCCGCCCGAGUGUAAGGCUAUCCAGCUGUUUCCCAAGUGCACCAGGCUCAAUGACUUGCCGCCGGGGGCUUCUUCGAACCACGCCAGUGUCAUGCAGACAGAGUGCUACUUUUGA
Geosmithia morbida is the source of this 666-nucleotide messenger RNA. RefSeq lists its product as uncharacterized. Bases 1 to 666 code for a protein of 221 amino acids. The record is from RefSeq and is a predicted model, not a curated record. Lineage: Eukaryota; Fungi; Ascomycota; Sordariomycetes; Hypocreales; Bionectriaceae. The transcript has a single exon.